This is a messenger RNA of Rubroshorea leprosula, 1180 nucleotides long. The record is from the annotation of a GenBank genome assembly. Lineage: Eukaryota; Viridiplantae; Streptophyta; Magnoliopsida; Malvales; Dipterocarpaceae.
GAAAUAUAUUUCUAAAUUGUGAAAUUCAGUUUUUCUUCAUAACACAUCCCCUAUGGAUCCCUUCAAAUUCCUCAAAAUCACUCCAAACCCAGACGGAUCCAUCACCCGACUCUCUCCACUCCCAACAGCUCCAACAACAGAAGACGCAGCCGCUGAUUCUGACCCUUCAGCCCAACUCGCCCUCUCCAAAGACAUCCUUCUAAAUCCGAACCACAAAACCUUUCUUCGCAUAUUCAGACCCCGAACUCCUCCUCCCAACACUAAGCUUCCUCUCAUCAUUUACUUUCACGGAGGCGGAUUUGUCUUAUUCAGUGCUACGUCUCGCCCUUUUCAUGAUUCGUGCUGCUCCAUCGCAGCUCGUGUUCCGGCUUUAGUCCUGUCCGUUGAAUACCGUCUUGCACCGGAGCAUCGCCUUCCUGCAGCAUAUGAUGAUGCCAUGGAGUCGAUCAUGUGGGUCCAGAAGCAAGCGAUGGACAUCAACAGCUGUGAUCCAUGGUUAAGUGAUUACGCUGAUUUUUCAAGGUGUUUUUUGAUGGGAAGCAGUGCGGGCGGCAACAUCGUUUAUAACGCAGCUCUACGUUCACUGGACGUUGAUCUUUCACCUCUGAAAAUCGAGGGGCUGAUAAUUAAUCAGCCACUCUUCGGCGGCGUCGAGAGAACGGAAUCGGAAAUCAGAUUGAUGAACGAUCGCAUUUUGCCCUUACCCGCCAACGAUCUGAUAUGGGAGUUUGCAUUGCCAAAGGAUACGGAUCGUGAACACGAGUACUGCAACUUGACGGUGAGUGGGACCACCCACAGUGCCGAUAUCGGACGGCUGCAAAGGUGUUUGGUGUGCGGACAUGACGACGACCCACUAGUUGAUAGGCAGAGAGAGUUUAUGAAGAUGUUGGAGGCGCGUGGGGUGAACGUGGUCGGACGGUUUGACGACGGUUGCCAUGGUGUGGAGCUGUUUGAUCCAUCGAAAGCACAAACUUUUUAUGAUAAUGUCAAGGCAUUUGUCCAUGCUCCCCGUGAAAGUGUUAAUGUUGCUGGCGCUACAUCUAACAUUUGAACUUCAGACUUGGGAAAAUGAAAUAAAAUAAACAUGAUCAUUACCUUGACCCUAGUAUAAAAACAGAAACAGUACCGAAGUGAUUUGAAGAAGCCAUUUAUUAGAAAAUAAUAUAGUUAUAAUGUUAUU